Messenger RNA from Symbiodinium natans, 3135 nucleotides. The record is from the annotation of a GenBank genome assembly. NCBI's taxonomy places the organism in Eukaryota, Dinophyceae, Suessiales, Symbiodiniaceae.
AUGAUGCGAAUCUAUAGUGUCGUCUCGUCGCUUCCGCAGCAAAGCGGCCAGGCUAUCAAGAACGAGGUGUUUCCGGAUGUCUUGCCCUUCUUUGAGGACAAGAGAGUACUAUUUUCAGAUGGUCUGAACCACACCACACUGCUGCCUCGGGACGGUUUGGAGGAUGUGCUGGCCAGCCCCAUCGUCCCCUUUGAUGCAGUUGGCGAAGGAGAUCGUCUUGAAGUGGUUGUGAACGGCUCCGAUGUCCGGAAAAGCACCUCGUGGGAGCCCUGCGUGGUUCAAGCCCUGAAUCCGCAGACGGGCGUGUUGGACUUGGAGUUGAUAGCUCCAAGCGCGCGUGCCGGCCUGCAUGUGAGGCAAAGCUGGGGGCUGGCACGCUUCUUCCCAUGGCGUUUCGCGACGGUCCAACAGAAUGACACAGUGCUGGUUGGAACCGAGAGUGGCUGGAAACCAGCCCAAAUACUGGCAAAAACGCUUGAGAACGAUACUGUCGAUCUCGUCUUCCCUGACGGCGCGAAACUGCAGUCUGCGCGCCCGCGCGUCAAGUUGCAAGACCAAGCUACGCAAUUUGAUCAAGGUGCUGCGUACGGCGAUCUGGCAGAAGGCGAGCGCAUCAAAGUUGAGACUUCGCGCGGUUGGGAGAUAGCAACUGUCAUCAAGAAGCACGAGCAGCACAAGUCUCUGGACAUAGAGAUGUUCCCAGAUGGGGAAAGAUUCCUGGACUGUAAGCCCCUCGUACACAAGCCCAAGACAGCGGCGAACGAAGCUGCUCUGGCGCUGUGGGCAGACAACCAGCGCCUGCGAAAACGAUUAGCCGUCUUAUCGAGCUUGAAGGCAGUCUUUGCUUCUACGGCCAUGGCAAAGGUGGCAUGGUAUGUGGCUCGCCACCACAUUGAUGACUAUGACGUGUACAAGCACCAAUCAGCUUGCGUGCAAUGGGCUGGAUCCGUCAUGGAGGUUUUGGUGGAUCACUGCUUGGGCAUUCCCGAGGAUGCCAUUGUGUCUGUUCGCUGUGGCGGGAUGCGACGCCAGGCUCCGUUGGAGACCCUCACGGCUCAGCCGCUCAAGUUUCCUGUGACGCUCGAAGGGGUGUCAGAGCCGUUGAAAAUCGACGUGCUGCAGCCAGUGGCCACUACGCGACUGGUUCUGCACCCGCAUGAAGAGCUCUACAGUAUCGGCUUCGAGCAAUCCACGGAUAUGGUGAUCGGCCUCAAACUGAGACCACAGAGCGACCAGCCAGAGUGCAUUGUACAGGAAGGCACAGCCCACAAUUUCAAGGACGCGGCUGCUUCAGCAAAGGACUACUUGGAGCAGCAUGGCCUUUUGAGGUAUGUUCAGUCAAUGCUUCAUGCUGUCAUCCAAGUGAGACCAAAGGAUCCGUACGCAUACAUGAUUGAGCAGCUCAGUGCAGCGCAAAGCAAGACCCGAACAUUAGAGCGGUUGGUGUCCAGGCCAAGUAGCGCCUUACCAGACAGGCGGACGAACCCUGCGACUCCCGUAUCUCCCGUGGCUCCCGUAUCUCCCGUGGCUCCCGUGACCCCCGUGCCGCCCCGUGAGCCUCCACCCAGCUGCUCGCCCACACGGCCUCGUCCUCCAAGCUCGGAGCUCCUCCACGUGGCGGGUCCUACUGGUGGGGCUACUGCGGCUACGGGGGCUAGAUCUGAAGGCGACACGUGUGAAGCAGGUGAAGCAUGUGAAGCGCCAAGUCCCAGUGCUCCGAAGGAAAAGGCAACGAGCCCCCGCCAGUCUGGCUCCACGCGGCCUUCGGAGCCCUCGGAGCCUCCCCCGACCCAAGCGACCCAAUCGACCCAAUCGACCCCGAGCGCUCCGAGCGCUCCGAGCCCUCCGGUGCAUCCCUUGGAGGAUCUGCGGCUGCUUUUGAAAAACAAGCUCGAGGAUGCCUACAAGUCUGGACAGUUGGAGGAUGUGGUGGCACAGGCAGUGGGGCUGCCGCAGAAGCCAGCCCCGGAAACAAAGGACAUGAGACCGCGGCAAGGAGAGAAGCGAGGACCGAUGCGUGAACUUGAUAGCUUUGCAUCUUUGAAAGGUAACUUGAAAUCGGUCCUUUUCGAUGCCGUGGACAAUGGUGCCUUGCACAACACGCUUGCAACUGUCGGCAAGAAAAUCAAGACGUCUGAAGGCCAGCAGACGAUGAAGAUCAGUGAGGACCUCGAUGCAGUUGCCUCCGUCAAGAUGAGGUUGAAGGAGCAUUUGCACGAAGCCAUCUCAUCGGGUACUCUGGGACCAGUGCUGCAGUCAUAUGCUAGGCCAGAUGAGGGUCUGCAUCAGGUGAGCCCCCAGUGCAAGCAGGAAAGUGUGCAGGAAUUACGUGGAAAGAUGAGGGAACUCUUGCAAGAAAGUGUCUCUACUGGCAACCUGCAAGAAGCUUUGGACCAACUCGCGCAGACCAAAGCUUGCCAAAGGCAGCCUCUGGAGGCCAAGGAAGCCAAGGAGGCCAAGGAGGCCAAGGAGGCCAAGGAGGCCAAGGAGGCCAAGGGGGCGGCGAAGCCUGGAAAGCAGGCGCGGGCGGAGGCCGCGACCUCCGUGACCCGUGACAGUGAGUUGCUCGGGCUGAAAGCUGAGAUGCUUGCGCGGGCGGAGGCAGCUGUGGAUUCGGGUGACCUUGGAAGAAUUCUCGCCAGCCUUCCCAGAGCGCAAGAGCCUGCGCCCAAAGCCACGAAGAAGGCCGAGGCUGCCGCUGGAGCUGCCGCCGGAGCGGCCGCCGGAGCUGCCGCCGAAGCUGCCACCGGAGCUGCUGCCGGAGCUGCCGCUGGAGCUGCCGGAGGAACUGCCGGAGGAGCUGCUGGAGUUGCCGGAGCUGCCGGUGCUGCCGGAGGUGGCGGAGCGGGCGCUGAGGUCGAGGACUUGGGUGACUUGGCCGCAAUCAAGAGGAAGCUGCGCGGGCUCCUUGAGGAGGCAGCCGAAUCCGGCAAACUGCAGAGCACGCUGCAACGCUUGGAGUUGACUGAGCCCGACGUGUUGGACCUAAAGUCGCUGCACGCCGAACUCUCAGUAAUGAAGCAGGAAAAGAAAGCGUUAAAUCAAACAGUUCACCAGCUCACAGCUGAGAUGGACGUGCUCAAGAAAGAGAAUGAUGACCUUGCCAGAACGCUUGGCAGCUUGAUGAAGGACUGA